CCAUCACAGCGGGCGGGACUCAGCCUCAGAUAGGCGGCGAGAGGGCGGAGCUUGGACUGAACCGCGCCUAGCUGCGGAGGGCUUGUGUGUAGGCGGGCGUACCCGGGGCUGACUGCAGCAGUGGCUGAGGGUCCUUGGACGGCCUCUCUGCUAGCGAUGGCUCCUGGAGGACUAGCCACGUCGGCCGCCCAUUCAGCUGCUCCUCCACUCCUAGUGUCGCUUGCCUGGACUGGCAACCUUGGAGAGCAAGACUUUCCUGAUGCCUUGGCAAGCCACAACGCAGAAAACACUGCACCACCUGAUGGUGAAGGGCACCCUGAAUAUAUUGCUUAUUUCCUUAUUCCCAUCUUUUUCGUCAUGGGGCUCUUGGGCAUUCUCAUCUGCCAUAUAUUAAAGAAAAAAGGGUAUCGCUGUACAACAGAAGCUGAGCAAGAGGAGGAGAAGCUUGGUGAGAAGAUAGACUUGAAUGAAACUACUAAUGAUAAUGGUGACACUGUUGGGAAAAUCGUUGACUACAUUAUGAAAAAUGAAGCUAAUGCGGAUGUGCUGAAGGCCAUGGUGGCAGAUAAUUCUGUGUAUGAUCCAGAAAGCCCUACUACUCCUGGCAGUCCAACUAGUCCAGCUUCUCCUUUGUCACCUGGAGGGACACAGUCAAAGCAUAACUGCCGAGGCCAUCACUUGCAUACAGUUGGUGGAGUUGCUGGGACAGGUGGCUGUAGCCGUUGCAAUCAGAAAAGAUGGCAUUUGUUCAGUCCAGCUAAGAAAGCCAAAGAAGCGAGAAGAGCCCGACAUGGAGAAGUCACAGUGCUGUCUGUGGGAAGAUUUAGAGUCACAAAGGUGGAGCACAAAUCUGCUUCAAAGGAACGUAAAAACUUGGUAUCUGUCAGUAGCAUGGAAGGUGCCCAUGGUGAAAUGCCAGCUACUCCUGUCAAAGAAAUAUCUAAAGAGAUGCCAGUUACACCUGUUGUCAAACAGGGUUCAAAAGAACUGCAAGACACUCUGGCCACGAAAGAAGCCCGUGAGAGAUCUGGUACAGAAUGACAGCUGGAUAUAGAAUGUUGUGGAGACCCAAUGUAAGAUGGAAGCUUUUUGAGAGAGAACACACAGAGUAACAUCUGGAAAAAUUCAAAAUUGGGACACAGAUCUUUAAAUCUUUCCUAAAAGAGGUAUUUGUAAAUGUGUUGCCUGUGUAUAGUUUCUGUGACUGAAUCCAUGCAGGCUUUGGCCGGGAUACCCAGCUUUUUAAAAUCACUGAACAUUUAAUGACAUUUUAGUAAUUUGAAGGAUACUGGGACAUAUGGUCGGCAGUUUUAUAUUUAAAAUACAUGUGUUCACUUUGAAUGGAACAAAACUUAAUUAAAUCCUACUUGGAAUGGGCAAAGCAAAAUGCAGUUCUCGAAAAUGUGUCUGCUGCUGUAUUGCAGUGGAGAUGAGUGUCACUGCAUUAGGUUUUCAGUGGAAUAAAGUGUGGUAAUUUCUGAGGACAGGAUUAAGCUGUUGGGAGGAGACCAAAGUUGUGAGCCAUAUUUUAAACUUAACUUAUUGCUCAAUACCAAUGACUAAGUUAAGCACUGCUUAAUUAUAUCUUCUUUGUAUAUUUAACAUAACGUUGUGCUUUAAGCAAUCUCUCACAAGCAAUACUGUUUGUCUCUUGAAAACAUUACGUGUCUUAUAUACUGCAUUAAAUCUGAAAAGAACGUCAAAGCA
This is a messenger RNA of Hemicordylus capensis (graceful crag lizard), 1707 nucleotides long. RefSeq names its product RELT like 1 (gene RELL1). NCBI's taxonomy places the organism in Eukaryota, Metazoa, Chordata, Lepidosauria, Squamata, Cordylidae. The record is from RefSeq and is a predicted model, not a curated record. Gene Ontology annotation, biological process: positive regulation of p38MAPK cascade. The transcript has 7 exons. Bases 157 to 1041 code for a protein of 294 amino acids. Gene Ontology annotation, cellular component: plasma membrane.